Messenger RNA from Centropristis striata (black sea bass), 936 nucleotides. Its product is annotated as olfactory receptor 52E2-like. The record is from RefSeq and is a predicted model, not a curated record. Lineage: Eukaryota; Metazoa; Chordata; Actinopteri; Perciformes; Serranidae. Gene Ontology annotation, cellular component: membrane. Gene Ontology annotation, molecular function: olfactory receptor activity; G protein-coupled receptor activity. Gene Ontology annotation, biological process: G protein-coupled receptor signaling pathway. The transcript has a single exon. The coding region runs from base 1 to 936 and encodes 311 amino acids.
AUGAAUAGCUCUGUGUUUGCAGCCCCCAUCACCUUCACAGUCUACAGCUCUCUCGGUGUGUAUAACUCUGCACUUGUCGUUUGCAUUUUUGUCCUCUACGUCUCAGGUUUGUGCAUUAACCUUUUCCUCAUUCUGGUUAUUUGUGUCGAGUCUCGCCUCCACAGGCCCAUGUACAUCCUGCCGGUCAACCUGGCUCUGAGCGGGGUGAUGGGGAGCUCGUGCGUGUGUCCCAUCAUCAUUAAACACCUCAUAGCCGACAGGAAGGAGACUUCUCUCGCAGGCUGUUUAUCUCAAGUGUUUUUCUGCAACGUAUACAGCUGCUGUAUAUUUUGUCUUUUAGCGCUGAUGGCCUACGAUCGGUACAUUUCCAUCUGCAAACCUCUGCAGUACCACUCCAUCAUGACGCCGACUAAAGUCAAACUGAUGCUGACGGGGGUUUAUUUCGUCCUCAGCUCCUCCUCGGCCACUCAGGUUUAUCUCACCUCCAGCCUCACACUCUGCAGUCACACAGUCAAUAAACUUUUAUGUGACAGUUUGGCGAUUGCAAACCUUUCCUGCACACACACGCCUCUCAUCAGUGUGUUCGGCAUGUGCUGCGCCGUCUGUUUCAUCGUUUUCCCCUGUUUUCUAGUCAUUCUCUCUUAUGUUCAUAUUUUCAUCGUGACCCUAAAAACUUCCAAGGAGUCUCAGAGGAAAGCUCUCCACACCUGCACCCCUCACUUAGUGACCUUCAUUAAUUUCUCCGCAGCCUCUUUUUUUGGUCUCAUUUACAAUCGUGUAGGUCACAAAGUCCCAGAAGUUUUUAAUGUUGUCAUAGGUAUUAACUUUUUUGUCAUCCCUCCUCUGCUGCAUCCCGUCAUUUAUGGUAUUAAAAUGCAAGAGAUUCGGCAAAGUGUAAAGAAAAUUAUGAAAGAGAAAAUAACACAGUUUAGAUAA